This is a messenger RNA of Closterium sp. NIES-65, 333 nucleotides long. Lineage: Eukaryota; Viridiplantae; Streptophyta; Zygnematophyceae; Desmidiales; Closteriaceae. The record is from the annotation of a GenBank genome assembly.
AGCUUUUGGGUCGGAUGUUCGUAGCAGUUUCAUCACUAGUGGUACUAGUGGUCUCACUGGCACUCUGGACGGACUGGCAUGGCUCUCCUCCCUCACCAACCUGCAAAUAUUGAAUCUAGAGUACUUGCCAUUUACAGGGGACCUGUCCUCCCUGCACAUUCUUUCCCACCUGAGAAGCCUACAUCAGCUGCAUGUCAGUCGCCUCUUCAACGCCACAGGGGAGAUACCCAGAGAGCUUCAAUACCUGACUGCCCUCACUGCACUGGAUCUAUCCAACCUUCAAUUUGUGGAGUUCCCCAUUUGGGUCACUCGACUCACCAACCUUCAGUAUCU